Messenger RNA from Aureobasidium vineae, 1218 nucleotides. The record is from the annotation of a GenBank genome assembly. Lineage: Eukaryota; Fungi; Ascomycota; Dothideomycetes; Dothideales; Saccotheciaceae.
AUGCAUCCCAGGACCGCUCAGACAUCCAAACCUGAUGUUGGACUGCUCCUGGCCAAGGGCAAGCUCGUCGGCUGCCUGACCACCGGACAGUCCAAGCGAUCUACCCUUGAUUCGUCCGAUAUCAACAACUUUCAUAAUCUGCUUCAGCUCGCCUUGAACGACACUACCCGCUGCUCCAAAGAGUCGCGCCGCAGGGUUGCUGCUUUCGGUGACUACCUGCUGAAGCUAUCUGAUUCUCUGCUGCCACCAGACAUCCACUCUGAUUUGGAAAAGUCUGUCCUUCUCCGCGCUCAAACUGCCUUUGGCGUGCUCCAUCUGAUAGAUGCCAUCUUCUUUCGCAUUCGUGAGAACCCAGCCCGACUACUCCGCAAGCCCCUCCAAACCUACUUGACUUUCGCCAAAGCCAUCGAGCCGACCGUCGUCCAGCUUGUUCAAUCUGCUGCUAUUAGCCGCGGCACCCACGCUCUUGCUCUUCACCAAGAUCUAGCCUAUCUUCUACAUCACUGGACUCAGGAACGCCUUUUCACUAAUCGCAUACGUCUGGGUCUCCGCAGUAUCGCCCGAAAAGCCUACACUAGCUGGCUGGAUUGGAUAGCAAGAACCCAUCCAUCACACUACGAAAAGCUGGUCACGAAGAUAUAUUUCGAGAACAUCGAAGAUGACAUUCCGGACACCCACGGCCUGCCAGGGGAUGCCUGGUUCGAUCUUCCCGUCGGAACCAUGGUUCACGCAACGAAGGCAACGAAACCCGGUCAUCCUGUGAAAACGGGACAAAUCAAGCCGCUCGGCAUGCCCGUCGGAUCAGUCGACCCUGACAUGAUGGAAACAGUCCUCGGGCACAUUGAGGAAUGCAAAGACAUCAGUGCGAUACCCAACACGUCUACAACAGCGGGUGAGGAUGAGUUCGUCCUCAAUGGUCUAGGUCUUCGGCUGAGCAGAGACCCGAUGAGCAACGAAGAUAGACCCAAGUACAAGGUGAUCGAAGGUUACUACGGCUUCAGCGUACCUUUCAUGAAGAUCUUCCAGAAUAUAGAGAAAAGUCCCUCUACUGGCCCAGAGCGCCCGCAGAAUUGGAUGCCUCCACCUCCUCCAGAGUUGGUUCAGCCUCCAGCUUUCCAUACAGGGGUUCCAUCAAACGUGCCACCACCGGGCAGAGAUGCACAACACAUGGUUGGGGUCAACUACAGACAGAACGACUAUGGUCGCGGAAACAAUGCA